GCAUCCCGAUUCAUUGUGUAUAUUCUAAAGAUAGUUCAGUCUUUGAUACACUGACCAAUAACAGGGCCCCAAGAAACGGUGCAAAUCGAGGCCUUCUUGGGUAUACUGCACAUAAGAACAAUCUUGACAAAUCCGAUGCAGCGCUUCAAUUAAUGAUACACAUGUAUGUUGAAAGAAUCCUAAUAAAGUAUAGAUUUUACUUUUUUCAAACCUUGAUCAUCUAUCCAAUUAUUGGGUCCAAGGAGGAUGCAAAACUCGCCAUUGCUAAUCACGGCCAAUACACGGGGGCUGUUCGAUAUGUAAUGUGUAUUAUACGAUUUUUAGUGAAAUGAACAACAGAUCCCUGAAAUAAAAUAUUCUCCGCGGUUGAAAUGCAUAAACUCAUAUUAACAUUACUUUACCUGUAGUCAAUGUAAAACAGACUAUAGGUCACGUGUAAUGAAUUCUUUUAAUUUCCCCCCCUGUCCUUACCUGUACAUCGUUCCCACCUAGUCAAAACCUUAUAAACCAGAACAUAAUGAUUUGGCGUUCCAUAGUUAAGGGGAGCCCAUAAAAAGGAGAUCUACCACAUAGCUGGAGCAGAACGAAAGAUUCAGAAUGUAUUUGGAGUAUGCACCCAAAACGUUUGAUGAGAUGGACACAGAGUCUAGAACAAAUUACAUCGCAGACGAGAUAAUGAAUUAUUUCCAACUCUCGCAAAGAGUCAGACCGGAAGUGCCCUUAGCUAUCGUCUGCCUGACGAUUUUAGUCAACGUUUCUUUGCUGCUGGCCAUUGUCCUUACUGGAAACAUCAAGAAAUUUCACAGUUUUCUGGAAGUGGCAAGAGGACUGGCCGAGAGUUUAAUGCUUGUAUUAAUAGCAGUUCAAGCUACUAAAAAUAUGUACAACACCACCGAAGCACCGAAAGCCAUUCCAGGUUUUGUUGCCUUUUGGUUUUUCUCCCUUUGUUCAGUGAAUUUAGGUCUAAUAAAGUCCUUCACAGGAUUUUUGCGGUUCACCAACAAACAAACUUUUUCCAGACUACAGUGGCUGAUCAUCAUGGUGGUGGUUGCCGCAUUCACCCUGGUAACAUUUGUGGUUCUGUGUGUGUUGUACGUGAACAAUAUCCUCGCUUUUGUCAUUGUCAUCUGCUUCCUUUACUUCAUACCGUUCAUUACGAUGUGGAUUUUUGACGGAUUAAGAUUGCAUCACCUCCGCUCCAAGAACAAACCAACGAAUGACAGAGCAGAAAUGGUGGAUCUUACACGGACAGCUGACUCACCGCACGUGCAGACAAAACAACAGACAAGACAGUCGGAGAAACCCCUGUCGUUGGUUGAGAUAUUGUGUUUUCUGAUGUACGGAUUCUGUCACACUGUAGCUUUUGCUGUAGUUACUUUAGCCAUCGCGCGAAUCGCCUGGGUAUUCUUCAGACCGGUUUCCAUGGAAGUUCAUCUUCAAAGCGUUCCUGGUAUUAUGUAAAGUUGUACACACUGUGCUUUUUGGCAGUCCAUUCUUGGUGUAAAAGCAAAACUCUAAAGUUGUUCAUUGACUGUUCUCUGUUUAAGGUGCUGGGAUUUUCUUUGUUGAUUAUUAUUAAUUGUUUUGUAUAUUUGAUAGAAUGUAUGCUUUGUACCGCUCAUCUGUAACUAUAUCUCCCAUUAAACAAUUUAUUUCCUUUACCAUGUAUUGAUCUUGUAAUUUUUUAAAGUGACCCUUUACAUGUUUCAGUAUUUAAACCAUAAGUAAAUUAACAGAAUUUCUAAUCAAUUUUAAAUAUGUGAUGGUGUUAAAAAAUAUUUUUAGGUUUUGGCUUUACAGAUGGUUGAGAUACUAUGCCAAAUAAAUAUUCAUGUAUUUGAUAUGUUUAUUACACAAAUUUAGGUAUAUGGUUACUGUACAUAAAUUGAUUUAACUUUGGAAAAUCCGUGGGAUGGGUGGUAGCGUAGAUUGUGCUUCAAUUAUUCAUGAAUUGUCUGUCAAAAUCUAAAGUGAAAUUUGGCAUUUGUAGGUUUGUAUAUUUACAAGGAAAAAUGAGUCGGUUUUUUUCAAUGCAUUUUCUUUAUCCUUUAGAAUGGAAUA
Messenger RNA from Magallana angulata, 2061 nucleotides. RefSeq lists its product as uncharacterized. Lineage: Eukaryota; Metazoa; Mollusca; Bivalvia; Ostreida; Ostreidae. The record is from RefSeq and is a predicted model, not a curated record. The coding region runs from base 598 to 1461 and encodes 287 amino acids. The transcript has 2 exons.